This is a messenger RNA of Adineta ricciae, 960 nucleotides long. The record is from the annotation of a GenBank genome assembly. NCBI's taxonomy places the organism in Eukaryota, Metazoa, Rotifera, Eurotatoria, Adinetida, Adinetidae.
AUGUUUGAAAUAAUCACGUAUUUUUAUUGUUUAAUUCUACUGAUCGGUCUAUCAAGUUCGAAAAUAUGCCCCACAGCGACAUGGUCGAAAGACGGAAUUACAGUUGCGGGUGGAAAAGAUUAUGGGCGUAACCUUGACCAAUUAGCUCAUCCUUUUGGAAUAUUUCUCGAUGAUAAUGAUACAAUUUAUAUUGCAGAUCAUGACAAUGAUCGAAUCGUUAAAUGGGAACAAAAUGCUACAAUCGGUCAAUGGGUUGUAGGUGUAAAAGAUGAUCAAGAUGGUAGUCAUGAAUUUUCAUUAUUUAUGCCAGAUGAUAUCGUUGUUGAUAAAAUUGGUACAGUUUAUAUAAGUGAUGGUGGACAUUAUCGAGUUGUUCGUUGGCAUCCAAACAAAGAUGAAAGUGAAGUUCUUGUUGAUAAUAUUCAAGCUACUGGGAUUGGACAGGAUAAUCAAGGAUUUAUUUAUAUAUCAGAAUAUGCUGAUGGAACGACAACAAAAUGGAAUUUUAAUGAUGAUGAAUUUAGUGGGGAAAUUGUUGCGUCAAAAUUACGUCAAUCAUAUUUAAUAUUCAUCGAUCAGAAACGAACAAUUUAUUCGACAGGAUAUUUAACUCAUCGAAUUGUUAAAAUCGUUGAAGGAGAAGACGAACCAAGUCUUGUUGCUGGACAAUCAGAUAGGUCAGGCGAUGAUUUUGAUGAAUUAGAUGAACCAUCAGGUGUCUAUGUUGAUGAACAAGAAACAGUUUAUAUUGCCGAUCAAGGAAAUAAUCGAAUUAUGCGUUGGUUAAAAGAUGCAACAAAUGGAACGUUAAUUGCUGGUGGAAAUGGUCGUGGUUCUGCAUCGAAUCAAUUCGAUAAACCUACGGAUGUAUUUCUUGAUCGACAAGGAAAUUUAUAUGUUACUGAUAUGAUAAAUAAUCGUGUGCAAAAAUUUCUCAUUGAUAAAAGUUCUUGUCAAUAA